Molecule: messenger RNA, 1695 nt
Organism: Octopus bimaculoides (California two-spot octopus)
Lineage: Eukaryota; Metazoa; Mollusca; Cephalopoda; Octopoda; Octopodidae
Product: deleted in lung and esophageal cancer protein 1
Biological process (GO): negative regulation of cell population proliferation
Cellular component (GO): cilium; cytoplasm
Molecular function (GO): tubulin binding
Source: RefSeq, a predicted model, not a curated record
AUGGAUAAUGGAAGAUUCUCCUGCUACCGGUCGUAUGUUAAUUCCAAGUUACUCAAAGAAAAUGGUCUGAUUGUUCCAGAUGAUUAUAUAAAAGAUGAAAUGACAGAGAUUUCCAAAAAAUUACUGAAGACUUCAGCCAAGAAAUUCCCAAGAUACAAGGAGCGAACACCAUUACGUCAAUUAGUCAAAAACGACCCAAGUUAUCUGCAAACAACUGCAUCAUGGCUCCACCAUAAUUACGAGAAAUCAAGGCUAUAUUCAGAUGCAUUAGCAAAAAAACUCUUUGCAUCAAGUCUUGAUAAGCUGACUCUCUCAACACCAGAUAUCUCUCUACCAGUUGCAAGGAAAAGUAUAGUCAUCAUUGAAAAACCAAGUACUCCACCAAAGAAAGAAGAUAACGUCUUAACCAAUGCCAUCCAAAUUAAGGAACUUAUAGGGCAGAUGUCAGCUCCAGUGAAUUUUCUGGUGAAUCCUCGAAACCGUCGACUGACAGCAAAGUUCAAGCCUCGAUUACUGACAGAGGUUACUGAAAACAAAAGCUGCCCAAGUUCUGUCUCUCCUGCAGAGGAACAAGGCAAAGAGUCUCCUCUCUUCCUGCCGACCCCUCGGGAAAUUCUCUUUACAGAUUACAGAAGUGGUGAGAUAUACGAGGCCAAACUAGAACUGAAGAAUGUAUCGUCUGUUCUCCGGCCGUGUCGAGUGAUUCCACCAGCAACCAAAUACUUUUUAGUUGGACUCGGCCAAUUUCCUAACGAACAAGGUCUGGUGGCGCCAGGGAUGAGCUGUCUCUACACAAUACGUUUUGCCCCCGACACCCUCGGCUCCUUCAAAGAUGAACUGGAAGUGGUGACGCAAUCUUCAACAAGCAUCAUAGUGCCACUCCUGGCCAAGAGACCACACCCCAUUUUAACUCUUCCGUCUGUCCUGGACAUUGGUUUCUGUCUUAUUGGCUGCAAACUGGUCACCCAUGUGGUUAUAAAGAAUAUUGGAGGAAGUGGAUGCUUUUGUAUGAUGCCAGCUGAUUUGUGGAAUACAACUGCAUUCAAGACGUAUGCCCAGCAAGAACAUAUUACCAUACCUCCCUUUUGUAUUGGACCUGCUACAUUUGGGAUGAGGAAAAAUUUGGUUGGAGUAAUAGAAGUGAGGUUUGAACCUCACAUUGUUGGCAAAUAUAGCUGUAAACUGGCCAUUGUCUGUGAUAAUUGUGAGGUGAAAUACUUUACCAUCAUAGGCCAUUGUCAGAAAGCCAAAGUAAUGUUAGUGGAGCAUGAAGGUCUCUGUUCUAAGCCACUACCAAAUGAAAGCUAUGAUAGUUUGGCCCAUCAUCUUAUCAGGUUCAGAGACACAAAUGUUUUCUCAUUUGAGCAGAAAAUAAUUACAAUAAAGAACUGCACCUGGAUGUUUUUCUUUAAGGAACCACCACUCUUCACUUUGUCACAGGUCGGGGCAUUUUCGUCUCACAGUGCCUCGCAAACAUUUCAGAACUGCCAAGUUGGUUCCUUCGACUGUGUCUGGCAUAUGAUACUUGAAGAGCCACCAAAUCACAAAGAUUUUCUGAGCGAGAGCGUUAUUUUCUCUGAGCGCCGACACUCUGUUCAACUCCUGAAAAAUAUCGAGAGGGAACUCCAGAAACGGAAUCUCUAUCCAUUGGACUAUAUUACAUGUGGAGAAUCAUUGAGAGAGAGCGGUCAAUGA